CAACAAUAUCGAUCGAAGAUGUAGUAAAAAUUAGGCCUAACUUCUAGAGUUUCUAACAAAUGUCUCGGGAAACUUAAAGAAGUAAGAAGAGGUGACAGACUGUUAUGUAGCAUGGACAAGCUAUCAAGAGCCGUAGAGUAUGCGGAGUAUUUAGGCCAGGCAGCUAAACAAAGGCCUGAUUCACUGUGUAAGCCAUCAUCCAGCAGUAAAAGUAAAUCAAUUCACCAGAAGCUUCACGAUUUGUACAUAGAAUCCUGCCAGAACCAAGAUGAUAGCAAGGAUAUUGUGCUGUCCUCUAAUCUACUGUCAAAGUUGGUCAGGAGAGACAAACUGAAUUGUCUGAUCCUCAAGCUGUACCCAGGAAAUGAGGGCUACUCCAUUAUGUUACGGGGGCGUGGAGGGGUAGAGCUAGAGACACUGAAGCUCCCAUAUGAGGUAUCAGAGCUACUGGACUAUGUGGACUCUUCUGAGCUUCCUCCGUUCCUUGUGGAUCUUCUGGAGAAAGCUCAGGUGAACGUGCUCUAUAGUGGCUGUGUUAUUCUGGAGGUCCGAGAUUACAGUCGGUCAAUCACCGGCUCAUACGACACACAAUAUGUUCUACUGAAAUCCACGCCUCAGUCGAUGUUGUCAGACAUGUACAAUAUAAUCAAUGACGGCCAUC
This is a messenger RNA of Saccostrea cuccullata (small rock oyster), 661 nucleotides long. RefSeq names its product transcription factor SPT20 homolog. Gene Ontology annotation, cellular component: SAGA complex. The transcript has 9 exons. The record is from RefSeq and is a predicted model, not a curated record. The annotation marks the transcript as partial. Gene Ontology annotation, biological process: regulation of transcription by RNA polymerase II. Gene Ontology annotation, molecular function: transcription coregulator activity. Lineage: Eukaryota; Metazoa; Mollusca; Bivalvia; Ostreida; Ostreidae.